Molecule: messenger RNA, 2335 nt
Organism: Phlebotomus papatasi
Lineage: Eukaryota; Metazoa; Arthropoda; Insecta; Diptera; Psychodidae
Gene: alph
Product: protein phosphatase 1B
Exons: 6
Coding region: 583-1692 (369 amino acids)
Biological process (GO): negative regulation of stress-activated MAPK cascade; protein dephosphorylation
Cellular component (GO): nucleus; cytosol
Molecular function (GO): manganese ion binding; protein serine/threonine phosphatase activity; magnesium ion binding
Source: RefSeq, a predicted model, not a curated record
AUGAGCCUUUUGCGCCGCGCCGAUAUGACAGAUGUCACAAGUUGUGAAAAAAAGUGGAAUUGAGUAGGGAAAAAUCUGUGAAAUAUUGUGCAAAGCGUUUCCAAUUUCCCCAAUUUUCCGUCUCCAUUGUGCGUUUUGUGUGCUUUUCUUCGAAACGCAGUGGUUCGUGCGUGAAUUGAGUGUGUGUGGAUGCGAGUACGGCUGGAAAUUUGCAAUUAUUUUGAUUGCCGUAGUUUUACCAAUAAUACAUAUGUGAAGCACUUGGCAAUGGAAUAUCUUGUGAAGCAGUGAGAUUUAUACAGUAAAAAAGGUGACAUCUCUUGGAUUAAUGAAAAGAACCUUUGGGAAAUACUUAAAUUCGAUUUAUAAGGACGAGAAAAAUUUAAAUUUAGAACCAAAUGACCGAAAGAUAGAGUAGUAAAAAUUUCGAAGUAAAAAUAAAAGUAAAAAAAAAGACAUUUGGUAGAUAAAAGGGCACAUUUGAUCAACUUGGAUUAUUCUCUUAAGAAAAAAUAAAUAAAUAAAAGAAAAAUUUAAAAGAAAAAAAUCUUUCUGCGAAAGUGAAUUAGCAAUGCAACAAGAAUGGGCUCGUUUCUAGAUAAACCAAAGACAGAUAAGUACAAUGAGCAUGGUGAGGGCAAUGGGCUGCGCUUUGGCGUGGGCUCCAUGCAGGGAUGGCGCUGUGAAAUGGAGGAUGCUCACUAUGCCAAGACGGGCUUAGGGGGUCAACUAGAUGAUUGGAGUUUCUUUGCGGUGUUCGAUGGGCAUGCGGGGGUUAAGGUGUCUGAACACUGUGCAAAACAUCUGCUUGAAUGUAUUGUGCAAACAGAAGAAUUUAAGCAGGAUGACAUUGUCAAAGGUAUCCACACGGGCUUUCUCAAAUUGGAUGAGAUGAUGAGGGAUCUUCCAGAAUUGGCAUCUGGUGCUGAUAAAUCUGGCACAACAGCCGUCUGUACCUUCAUCUCACCAGAUGAUAUUUACAUUGCAAAUUGUGGGGAUUCACGGGCUGUUCUCUGUCGCAAUGGUGUGCCCAUUUUCACGACACAAGACCACAAACCGGUGCUGCCGGGUGAGAAGGAGCGCAUCCAGAAUGCGGGUGGAUCGGUUGUGAUUCAACGUGUAAAUGGGAGUUUGGCGGUAUCAAGGGCCCUCGGGGAUUAUGAGUACAAAAAUGUUAAGGAUCUGGGACAGUGUGAACAAUUGGUAUCACCUGAACCAGAAAUUUUUCAUCACAAUCGCGAUCAAGCUGACAAUUUUCUCGUUCUCGCCUGCGAUGGAGUUUGGGAUGUUAUGAACAACGAGGAUGUUUGCAGUUUUAUCUACUCCCGACUCAAGAUCACCAACAAUUUGGAAGAAGUGGCUAAUCAAGUCAUUGACACCUGCUUACAUAAGGGAAGCCGUGACAAUAUGAGCAUAAUUAUAAUAGUAUUCCCGGGUGGACCGAGCCCAUCACAAGAAGCAAUUCAAGCAGAAACUGAACUUGAGGCCCAUCUAGAGAAAGCUAUAAAAGAAAUUAUAGAUUCUACACCCGGUUUGGACUACGAAAACUUACUACAACGUCUCUAUGAUGAACAUAUUCCUGGUUUACCGCCAGGUGGUGGAUUAGUUUCCAAAUGUAGAUUCAUAGCAAAAAUCUUCAAGCAGCAUUAUCCACAUUUGGCAGAAGUUACUUGCGAAGUGGGAUGUAUGUAAAUGGAUCUUGAGGGGUUAAAAAGAUUAAUUUUUUGGUAAAUGCAUCAUAAUGAAAAAAAAAUGAUACACAAAAGAACAGAAACACAAGAGAUUAGCACACAAGGAAGACAAACAAAUAAAAAGAGAGAUGGAAAAAAAAAAUUGUAGUAUAUCGGGCAAAUAAAAGUAAAAAUAAUGGAGCCGAGAAAGGUUUAUUGGACAAAAUUUGUAAAGGAAAUUUGACUGGGAUGAUUUACUAUCUACACUCUUUUUUAGAUUGGUGAAAUAUUGAAUAAGGAUGAUUAAUGAAAGAGUACUUUGUAAGAAUAAUAAAAAGAAAUGAAUAUGAUUUAUAGAGUGAGGAUGGAAAUUUUCUAUUGUAGAAGACAGAAAGAAGAGGAUCUUUAAAACAAUUUUAUUAGGAGAUGGAUAAAUUAUGAAAUGCAAAGACAUAAUUUUUAUUGGAGUAUCACAAAACCAAAAAAAACCAACGCAAUUGACUUCCUUUUGCUAAAGUAAAUAUCCCUCAAAUAAUUAAGGAAAAAUUAUUGAGGAGGGAUUUAAGGUAAAGUGGACAGAAUUGUACAUUAGAAAAGUAGAAAAAAAACUUUCUUUUUUAGUAUAUUAGUAUUAAACAAAAGAAUUAAAUUGUGGUUCACGUAAU